GGGCAACAAAAACAAUCAAACAAAAAGCCCACCUAGAUGCCAGUCCUUGAACAAGGCAGAGAGUGUUAGUCAAAAGAAUGUGAUAAAUGUCUUGAAACCUCCCUCUUAAGUGCAUUCAGGUCAUAAGCAGAUGAAAACACAGAAGCAGGCUUUGGGAGCUCCAGAAUUUACCAGAGAAAAGGAUGAAUAAUUGAAAGUACUGGUUAACUCUUGCUUUAGAGAGGUGGACAGAAUAGGAGUGAGAGGAAGAAGAAAGUCUCUUGCUGGAAUUAUUUUAAUGCAUGGCCAACAGCAGACCCCAUACUUGGGAGUCCUCCUCCACCAACACCUCCACCACCUCCUCCCAGCCGCUGUCCCCUACUGAGGGUUUUGGUGUCCCAUCCAUCUUCUAUAACUCUGGAUUUGAGCGGAUGUCCAACAUAACCAGCCCCCAGCGGUUCUCAGGCAAUUUCAACCACGUCUACGAUGGCCACUAUGAACCCGAUCUGAGUUCCCAGAUGAAGGUCCCAAAGAGAAUACGAGUCACAGGGGAUAACGAUGACGACCCAACAGUCAAUUGGGCGCGAUACAAUGGCGUUAAUGAGAAGCUACACAUGAGUGUCCCGGACCGCAUUGUUGUGGCAGGAGGAGACCAGCACAUAGGGACACGGGGAGUGCCCAGAGAGGUGGAGCUGGAAAAGUCUAUCAUGCCUCAGCCAGACCCAGCACUCUACAGGGUCCAAACACCGCCAAGAAGCAUCACAUUGGAUAGCUAUACAUACCCUGGAACGGAGGAUCUCACCCCUUCAGAAGACAGGGAGAGCAGCACCCCUGGCUCAAUUCCAACACUGCUACCCCGCACCACCUCUUCUGCCUCUGCUCCCUUCACUCACCCCACAGAGGACCUGGAUCAGGGACCAGAACCUGGGGCAGUUGGGAUAGCAACAGACCUCAGCCCGGGAGAGGAGGUGUCACUCCUUCGCCGGCAAGUUGGACGACUCAACCGACGUGUGAUGGCACUGGAACUUGACUCCCAGCAGCGCUCACACAGGGAGAUGGUCAUGUACACGCUGGGGGCUGCCUAUUUCCUCAUCAAGGCACUGCUCUGGCUCAACCGCAACUGAGGUGAAGAAGGUAAAAGCUGUGGUGGUGAGGCUGCUGCUGCUGCUGCUGUUGCUGUGAUGGGGAUCAUUCUUUGUUUCUGUGGGAGCUGUGGAGGCAGUGAUGGGAGUCUCCAGCUUCAUUCCAUGCGUGAUGUGUCAGCGGCACUGGUAGCCAGACGUGUGAGACCAUGGCUAGGUCUGGCGGAGACAGCAUUCUCACCACCACACCAGCUGAUGUGGGGUCUUGCAGUGUGUCACAGAGGUGCUGGUGGCAGGGGUAGUAGCAGUGGCCUUGCUCUUGAGUACAUACUUCAUUCUCUUCUAAGCUGCCACAGGGACCUCCCAUUAUGGUAGAUUAACACAUCCCUGCCACCAUCACAACCACCAUACUACUGUUUCAUUUCUCUCCUCUAAUUUGCCCAUCUCUUUUUCCUUCCUUCUGCUGCUGCUGCUCCUCCUUUACCUCCCCCAUAGUUGUCACAGCUUCCUGUUGUUGUCAUAGUAUUGUGAGAGAGAUGAGAGGUGGAGUAGAGCAGGAUAGGUUCUCAUUGGUGUGUGGUGGGCUCUUGUGAUGAUAUUUAAGUUUUCUGUACUUGUAUGUACUGUUUGUAUAUAUAUGAAUAGAUUGUGUCAGUAGUUUUACAUAAUCCUCAUUCUUUUCUUUUUAAUUUGUGAAUAAAACUCUCUCUCUCUCUCUCUCUCUCUCUCUCUCUCUCUCUCUCUCUCUCUCUCUCUCUCUCUCUCUCUCUCUCUCUCUCUCUCUCUCUCUCUCUCUCUCUCUCUCUCUCUCUCUCUCUCUCUCUCUCUCUCUCUCUCUCUCUCAUGUAAUGUGUUUAGUCAGGCUUUCUGUGUAUACAAAAGAAAUAUAGUAUACACACUCGUAUAAGUCUUCCUUA
Molecule: messenger RNA, 1978 nt
Organism: Portunus trituberculatus (swimming crab)
Lineage: Eukaryota; Metazoa; Arthropoda; Malacostraca; Decapoda; Portunidae
Gene: Tango11
Product: transport and Golgi organization protein 11-like
Exons: 8
Coding region: 282-1103 (273 amino acids)
Source: RefSeq, a predicted model, not a curated record